AUGGUUGCCCACACUGUACUUCUUGACUUUACAAUACCAUCAAAUGUAAUAGUAGAUGUGGAGAAAUGUUCCAAUCUAAAAUUAGCAAUUGCUAAUGUCCUUCAAGAACAUUUUGAUAGUCUAAAACCAUUAAUUGAAUCAAGCAUUGAUGGAAGCUUUUUAGUCUUAUACACAGGUCCCAAAGAUAGUCUAAUUACAGUUCGGGGAUAUACUGAAGGAUUAAUUACUAUUAACAUUGAAUAUUAUAAGAGAGAUGAAGAGGAAGCACUUUUCAGUUUUGAGUUGGCCAGAGAAUUGGAGACAACGUUGCAGGCGGCUGUAGCUUCUACGCGUUCGCAUUCGCUUGCGCCGAUUAAACGCGGCGGACCUUUUGAGAGAUACUUUCCUACCGCCGAUGACAGAUUACUUGAAUAUGACAUAGAUAAGCUGAUCUUUGAAGCACGUUCUCCUUAUCAAAAGGUGCAAAUUGUCCACUCAAAAUCAUUGGGAAACCUGUUGGUUCUUGAUGAAUUACAAAAUAUAUCGGAAGCAGAUUUGAUAUACACAGAAACUUUGAUGCAACGUGGGAAAGAAAACUAUACAGGAAAGGAGAUAGUUAUCUUAGGAGGAGGAGAUGGUGGUUUACUUUGGGAAUUACUUAAGGAGAAACCAAAAUUCGUAACCAUGCUCGAAAUUGAUGACGUUGUGAUAAAAGCCUGUAGCCAGCAUAUGAGAAGCAUAUGUGGAAACUGUUUGGAUAAAAGAAAGGGCGAAAAUUAUGAGAUUAUUGUUGGGGAUUGUGCUAAAACUUUGGUACACAUGAUUGAAGAAGGCCGACAAUUUGAUUACGUCUUCGGUGAUCUUACAGAUAUACCAAUUAGUCCAACGGCACAUGGCGAUGCGUGGGAUUUUAUAAGACUAAUCUUGAACUCUUCAAUGAAAGUUUUAAAAUCCACAGGGAAAUAUAUGACUCAUGGAAAUGGAGCAUCUUGUCCACAGUCAUUAGAAAUGUACGAAGAAGUUCUUUCUCAGCUCUGUGUACCCGUAACUUUUACCAAAGAUAGUGCUUUUGUUCCCUCUUUCUUCGAAGAUUGGGUCUUCUAUCAAGUAUCGUUAAAAUGAUGGAUUAAACCUAUUAUAUUGAGGUUCCAAGAGAGGUAUAUUCACAAUCCAUUUUCUCUCUUAUGACUCAAAUUCGGCCCUAGUCGCAAAUUUUUUGUUAACAAGUCGGUUCCUGAAAAAAACGAUCCCGAUGCUGGACAUGAAAUCCCAAUUGACACUAUUACGCUGGCGUCUGUACAUACAAAAGGUGGUUGUUAUCUGUAUCUAUUUGUUUGUUUAGUAAUUAAUAAACUAUACAAAGGUACCCAAUUAUUUUUUCUACUAAC
Molecule: messenger RNA, 1367 nt
Organism: Eufriesea mexicana
Lineage: Eukaryota; Metazoa; Arthropoda; Insecta; Hymenoptera; Apidae
Gene: Sms
Product: spermine synthase
Exons: 7
Coding region: 1-1101 (366 amino acids)
Biological process (GO): spermine biosynthetic process
Molecular function (GO): spermine synthase activity
Source: RefSeq, a predicted model, not a curated record